CCAGGCUUUCGGGCGAGUCAGAACCCCCAAGUGAUCUGUCCCGCUUUGCAGGCUCCCAGCCGAUUAGAGCAAGGCGAAAUGAAGCCUCUUCCGGGCGCAGGCCCGGCCGGCUCAACCUGCCCCUGCAGCUCGGCUGAGGAGGCCUGUCGCCAUCUUGCAGGGUGGGCUGCGCCGGGGCCGGGGAGGACGUGGAGCCGCAGCGCGCGCCCCCUCGGGGGGAAGUGCGCGUGCGCACGGCCGACGGCUGCGCAGGGGUGGGGCUGGCGCCUGAGUGCGCGUGCCCAGUGCGAGCCCGCGAAGCACCUGGCGGAGGUGGGGGGCGAGGCCGAGUGCAGGAAGCCAAGGGCGCGUGCGCAGCGGUGCGGCCGCGCGGCCAGAAGGCGCUGCGGAGCACGCGCGCAGAGGCGGGGCUCGCUCAGACCUCGCGAGAUUUCAGGAGGCUAUAUAUAAGCGCGGGGAGCCCGCGUCCUUUCCCUGGCGUGAUUCCGUCCUGCGCGGCUGUUCUUUGCAGCAGUGGGCGUCCUCUCUCCGUCCUUCUCUCCCGCCCGAGUUCGUCCCACCGCCCCAUGGAAGAUUCGAUGGACAUGGACAUGAGCCCCCUGAGGCCCCAGAACUAUCUUUUCGGUUGUGAACUAAAGGCCGACAAAGAUUACCACUUCAAAGUGGACAAUGAUGAAAAUGAGCACCAGUUAUCUUUGAGAACGGUCAGCUUGGGUGCUGGUGCCAAGGACGAGCUGCACAUUGUUGAAGCCGAGGCCAUGAACUAUGAGGGCAGUCCAAUUAAAGUCACACUGGCAACCUUGAAGAUGUCUGUACAGCCAACAGUUUCCCUUGGAGGCUUUGAAAUAACACCACCAGUGGUCUUAAGAUUGAAGUGUGGUUCAGGGCCUGUGCACAUUAGUGGACAACAUUUAGUAGCUGUGGAGGAAGAUGCGGAGUCAGAAGAUGAAGAAGAGGAGGACGUGAAGCUGUUAACUAUGUCUGGAAAGCGAUCAGCCCCUGGCGGUGGCAGCAAGGUGCCCCAGAAAAAAGUAAAGCUUGCUGCUGAUGAAGAUGAUGAUGAGGAUGAUGAAGAUGAUGAUGAUGAUGAAGAUGAUGAUGAUGAUGAUUUUGAUGACGAGGAAGCUGAAGAAAAAGCUCCAGUGAAGAAAUCUGUACGAGAUACUCCAGCCAAGAAUGCACAGAAAUCAAACCAGAAUGGAAAAGACUCCAAACCAUCAACACCAAGGUCGAAAGGGCAAGAAUCAUUCAAAAAACAGGAAAAAACUCCAAAGACACCAAAAGGACCUAGUUCUGUAGAAGACAUUAAAGCAAAAAUGCAAGCAAGUAUAGAAAAAGGUGGUUCUCUUCCCAAAGUGGAAGCCAAAUUUGUCAAUUACGUGAAGAAUUGCUUCCGGAUGACUGACCAGGAGGCUAUUCAAGAUCUUUGGCAGUGGAGGAAGUCUCUUUAAGAAAAUAGUUUAAACAGUUUGUUAAAAUUUUCCGUCUUAUUUCAUUUCUGUAACAGUUGAUAUCUGGCUGUCCUUUUUUAUAAUGCAGAGUGAGAACUUUCCCUGCCGUGUUUGAUAAAUGUUGUCCAGGUUCCAUUGCCAAGAAUGUGUUGUUCAAAAUGCCUGUUUAGUUUUUAAAAGUUGGAACUCCACCCUUUGCUUGGUUUUAAGUAUGUAUGGAAUGUUAUGAUAGGACACAGUAGUAGCGGUGGUCAGACGUGGAGAUGGUGGGGAGACAAAUAUACAUGUGAAAUAAACUCAGUAUUUUAAUAAAGUAGAACUGUUACUCUUCUA
This is a messenger RNA of Ochotona princeps (American pika), 1784 nucleotides long. RefSeq names its product nucleophosmin 1 (gene NPM1). Gene Ontology annotation, cellular component: centrosome; cytoplasm; nucleolus. The transcript is spliced from 11 exons. The record is from RefSeq and is a predicted model, not a curated record. Bases 567 to 1451 code for a protein of 294 amino acids. Lineage: Eukaryota; Metazoa; Chordata; Mammalia; Lagomorpha; Ochotonidae. Gene Ontology annotation, biological process: ribosomal small subunit biogenesis; chromatin remodeling; ribosomal small subunit export from nucleus. Gene Ontology annotation, molecular function: RNA binding; histone binding; chromatin binding.